Messenger RNA from Scomber scombrus (Atlantic mackerel), 1922 nucleotides. RefSeq names its product Protein YIPF5-like. Gene Ontology annotation, cellular component: trans-Golgi network. Lineage: Eukaryota; Metazoa; Chordata; Actinopteri; Scombriformes; Scombridae. Bases 79 to 837 code for a protein of 252 amino acids. Gene Ontology annotation, biological process: endoplasmic reticulum to Golgi vesicle-mediated transport; vesicle fusion with Golgi apparatus. The record is from RefSeq and is a predicted model, not a curated record. The transcript is spliced from 6 exons.
ACAAAACACCACUUUGAAGUGGCUGUCUGGGAGGAGGCCUUCUACACUAUUUGGCUGUGUGUUCUGGACUCAAGCAGCAUGGGGGACUUCCAGCAGUUUCAGCAGGACUUCUACCAGACGGGAUAUUACAUAGAUGACCAGGGUCACACUGUGGACUACAGCUAUGAUGCCUAUGAUUCAACAAGCUCUGCUUAUUACAAUGGGCGCCAGGCUUCAAUGCCAAGUGUUUUGGAUCCUUCCAUGGAGCAGCAAUACACUGGACAGUUCUACCAACCUACAACACCCUCUGGGACUGUGGGAGACACAGGAACAUAUUCUCCAGAAGAAGAGCCUCCUCUUCUUCAGGAACUUGGCAUCAAUUUUGAUCACAUCUGGCAGAAGACACUGACAGUGUUGAACCCUUUUAAGCCUGCAGAUGGCAGCAUUAUGAAUGAGACUGAUUUGACGGGUCCUAUCCUGUUCUGCAUCGCACUGGGGGUCACUUUAAUGAUGGCAGGUAAAGUCCAUUUUGGCUACGUGUAUGGGAUCAGUGCUACAGCCUGUGUUGGGAUGUACAUCCUGCUGAGCCUGAUGAGUUCUUUGUCAGUGUCAUAUGGCUGUGUGGCCAGUGUCCUGGGCUACUGCCUUCUGCCCAUGGUGGCUCUCUCUACAUUUGCUGUCUUCUACUCUUUGCAAGGUGUCCUGGGUACAGUCCUUGCCUUAUUGGUGAUUUGCUGGUGUAGUCUCUCGGCCUCCAAGAUCUUCAUCUCAACCCUGGCUAUGGAGGGCCAGCAGCUGCUGGUGGCCUACCCAUGUGCCCUGCUCUAUGGGCUCUUCGCACUGCUCACUGUAUUUUAAAUGUCAACAGAGGGAAAUCUUUAUUAUUCAAGAACAAUCUUUUUUUUUUUAUUGUAUUUUUUAUUUGUUACUUUUGCCAACAUAGAUGUUUUCCAUUCAUGUGUAUUUUUCUGUUAAGGUAAAAGAUGCAAUGGGAAAAUAUGGGGGAUGAAUGUUCUAGGCUGAUUACAUUUUGUUGAGUUUUAAAAGUCUAUGUUAACCGGGAAGGUUCACAGCUAAAAGAUUUUGCCAAAAUGUGUAACAUUCGCAGAAAUACGAAAUGGUGGGUUUAGAAUUAGAGCUUCAAUGCUUCCUGGGCUGGGGCUCAGGAGGUAGAGCGGGUCGAUUCCUAGGACAGUGAUUCAGUGUAGUGGUAAACUUGGGUUCUAAUGGAUCCUGAGAUGAAGUUUGAUCUUAGGUCUCAAACAAUUAUUCUGGUGGAACAAUCUGAUACAUGUGUCCAGCAACAGACUAUAAUAUAUAUAAUGUGUGUUCCUCACAAAAUCAUGUCUUUUCCUCUCAAGUGAAUUUCAUUUUAAGAUUUGGGUUUAAAACAUAACACAGUACUGGUGUUGGAGUUACACGUGCAAUGUUAGAGGUCAGAAAUAGACUAAACAUUAUUAGCUGUAUUUGGACAACAUAUCUCGUGUACAAAACUAAGCCUCUUACUCUCCUCUUAUUGUAGGUAUUAUUACAGAGAUCUUCACCCCCACACUAAAUCCCUAAAAUUAAUGCAAAGCGCUUGUUUCUAUAUCCUUUGCUUUUAUUCUUUCAUUUGAAUACACUUCAUUCACCCAUUCACUCAGACACUCACACACCGAUGGCAGUAAGCUACCACGCAGGAUGCUGGCACAACCAUCAGGAACAGUCUGUGAGUUCUACAUGGUGAUGGGACGAGCUUAAUUUAUAAUCAUGGCCUUUCAUUUCUUCUAGGAAAAGUGGUUACAACAUAGUUCAGGUGGAUUUGAGAUUGUAAAUUACCCAUGAGUCUAGGUAAGUGUGUGACAGUGAUUUGUAAUCUUUUUUGAUUUGAAGAGUCAUCUGUUUAGUCAUGGUUAUGGUGUGCAGUUCACCCAGGCUCUACAAAUAAAAUUAAAAACAAAUAU